Molecule: messenger RNA, 2016 nt
Organism: Thermothelomyces thermophilus ATCC 42464
Lineage: Eukaryota; Fungi; Ascomycota; Sordariomycetes; Sordariales; Chaetomiaceae
Exons: 4
Coding region: 379-1953 (524 amino acids)
Biological process (GO): transmembrane transport
Molecular function (GO): transmembrane transporter activity
Source: RefSeq, a predicted model, not a curated record
UCUCUCGGUUCUCCUCUCAAAUUUACCCCUCUCGAAUCACUUGCGCCUCAUGGUGUAGAGAACAAUCACAAGGGACUUUGGACAAAAGAUACUCUCCUGGAGUUGGAUCGCACGUCGUUCAUCUCCCUCCGACUUAUUUUAUGCAGGCUCUAGCGGCUCGCUGUCUUCCCGCGUUUCUUCGUUGUUUCUGAGAGAAAGAAGAACUGCCCCCCCCCCUUCUUCUACUGGCGGUGUCACCGUUCUUUCUUUCCUCCGCCUUCUCGCAUUCCCGAGCCGGUGCUCCCCAACAAUCGUCAGACUCCUCCUUUCUUCGCCCGUUUCCACGAGACGUCAAUUGGCCACGAGAGUACGUGCGCCAGGCACUGCUGUAACAUCACCAUGUCUACAGAAAAAAGUCUCACGCCGGGUCUGCAGCCCGAUGAUGAGAGAGACAUCGGCGGCUAUGUCUCGGAGCACAGCAAUGAUGACUCCAUGUCGGAGUCGGACAAGGAGAGGGAUUUGCUAGCGCAUCAUGGUCAGGAUCCUGCGCUGAGCAGAAAGAUGUGCCUGGUCAACAAUGCCAUCGACGAGCUCGGUUGGACACCCUACCACACCAAGCUGUUCUUUCUCAAUGGUUUCGGGUACGCGGUUGACUCCCUCGUGAUGCUGCUCCAGUCCGUCAUUGCCGGCCAAGCCUACCUCGAGUUUGGCCAGCACGGGUACGAGACGGCCAUGACGAUUGCUCUCUACGCGGGCAUGUUUGUCGGGUCGCUGUUUUGGGGCUUCGGGGCCGACAUUAUCGGCCGCAAGCACGCCUUCAACUUCUCGCUGAUUAUCUGCUGCGUCGCCACCAUUGUUGCCGGCGGCAUGCCGAACUGGCCCUCGCUCGGCCUCUUCAUUUCGCUUCUCGGCUUCGGCGCUGGCGGCAACCUCGUCUUGGACACCACGGUCUUCCUGGAGUAUCUGCCGGGCAAUAAGCAGUGGGCCGUGACGUUGAUGGCGGCGUGGUGGGGCGUCGGUCAGGCCAUCACGGGCUUUAUCGCUUGGGGUUUCCUUGUCGACGAGAAGUGGAAUUGCUCCUCGGUGGAGACCUGCACCAGGUCCAACAAUAUGGGUUGGCGAUACGUCAUGUUCACCAGCGGCGCUUUGGUCCUGGUCAUGUCGAUCCUCCGCCUUACGCUAGUCCAGCUCAGGGAGACGCCAAAGUACCUGCUCGGCAUGCGGGAGGACAAGCAGGUGGUCGACACCUUUGAAUACCUGGCCAAGAAGUACAACCGUCCCUGCAGCUUGACUCUCGAGAAGCUCGAGGCCUGCGGUACUUUGUCUGUCGAGGCCCACAAGAAGUUUUCGUUCUCCGAGAUGGCCGGCCAUCUCCGUGGUCUCUUCAUCACGCGCAAGAUGAGCAUCUCGACCAUCAUGCUCUGGCUGUCGUGGAUCAUGAUCGGCCUCGUGUACCCUCUGUUCUACGCCUUUCUCCCCAGCUACCUCGCCUCGCUGGGCGCCAACCUCAACGUCACGCCCUUUGAGAAGUGGCGCAACUACACUCUGACCAACAUCAGCGGCAUCUUCAGCCCCAUCCUGGCCGCCUGGAUGUGCAAUAUCCCGCUGCUCGGCCGCCGUUACACGAUGCUUAUCGGCGCGCUGCUGACGUCCGCUUUCUUCUUCGCGUACACGGCGGUGCGCACCAAGGACCAGAACGUCGGCUUCUCGUGCGCAAUCGCGUUUUGCCUAAACAUCUACUACGGCGUGCUGUUUGCCUACACCCCCGAGGUGCUGCCCAGCGCGCACCGCGCGACCGGCAAUGGUGUCGCGAUCGCCGGCAACCGCGUCAUGGGUGCCCUGUCGGCCGUCAUUGCGACCGAGGCAGAUACGGCGACGUCGGCGCCCAUCUUCAUCUGCGGCGGGCUGUUUGCCGCGCUGGGGGUUGUGGCGGCCUUGUUCCCUUUCGAGCCGUACGGGAGGCGGAGUUCUUGAUCCUAUAAUAGAGAGAACAAAAACCAGGGCCGGCAUGCAUUUUUCUGGCCCGUUAGAGUGUUG